AUGUUGAAGGACCAAGUUGAGAUGCUUAAAGUUAUAGUUACUGACCGCGUCACCGCCUUGAUGAAUUUGAUUGCAAAGGUAUUUCCUACUUCUUACGCAUUACUCUGUAGGUAUCACAUAACAAAGAAUGCGAGAAGUCGGGUUAAACCCACGGUAAGGACGAAACAGAUAGAGUCCGAAGAUGGAAAAAUGGUGAAGGCGGGUGUGGUUGUGGAAAAAAUAAUGGAUGCAUUGAAUCGUAUAGUGAAGGAGAAGAUUGUUUGUGCUUGUACUAAUAAGGUUAGACAUCUUAGAAAUACAACAACUAACCGAGUUGAGUCUGCCCAUGCUACAUUUAAGAAUUGGUUGGGAAAUAGUAAGGGUGAUUUGUAUAGAGAUUGGGACUUCGUGAACCAAAUGAUUCAAAACCAGCACAAUGAGAUACAUACAUCAUUUGGUCGGAGUAUCACAGUUUUAGAACACAACUUUAAAAAUAAUAAUCUUUAUUCUCAGUUGGUUGACAACAUAUGUCGAGCGGGUUUGAAUUAUAUUUUUCACGAGGCUAAACGAGUUGAUAAUGUAGGCUCCGAUAGCGCAAAGUGUGAAUGCACAAUUAUGAAAAUAUAUGGUCUCCCAUGUGCUUGUGUUAUUGAAAAAAGGGUGAAACUUGGUAGCCUGAUAAGAUUGGACGAGGUUUGA
Lathyrus oleraceus (garden pea) is the source of this 678-nucleotide messenger RNA. RefSeq lists its product as uncharacterized. The transcript is spliced from 2 exons. Lineage: Eukaryota; Viridiplantae; Streptophyta; Magnoliopsida; Fabales; Fabaceae. Bases 1 to 678 code for a protein of 225 amino acids. The record is from RefSeq and is a predicted model, not a curated record.